Molecule: messenger RNA, 2300 nt
Organism: Phaeodactylum tricornutum CCAP 1055/1
Lineage: Eukaryota; Bacillariophyta; Bacillariophyceae; Surirellales; Neidiaceae
Gene: hPng1
Exons: 1
Coding region: 223-2268 (681 amino acids)
Source: RefSeq, a predicted model, not a curated record
AGAGCUUUACAGUUGCUUGAUCGAAGACCAUGGGUUUGUCCGCACUCCAAUAGAGAGAGACACACGCACUCACUGUCAUUCACGCACACACUCUUUGAACUACGGGUAUAUCCUUACAUACUCGCCGUCGUUAUUGCCGUUGCUGUCGCUAUCGCUGCUGCUGUAUUCGUUUGUUGCUCUCGCUGUGACCGUCGCGUUGUUUCUAUUAUUGUAUUGUGUAACAUGCCGGCCUUACGCACACGACCACUCCGUCGCAAUGUUGUGGUGUGGGUGGCAUUCGGCUACUGGAUCGGCAGCUACGGCAGUGGGUGUCACGGCAUGAGUUUCCAACAUCCGGUACCGCACGCAUCGAACGAUCCCUCGCCGCAGGCUUCCGGGACGACGACCGAGGCGCACACGAGUUCCGGGUGGGGACGAAAUAUCGAAGCACGUUCCGCACGGGGUUCUCCGGCACUCACCUUACGCAGUACGGCUCUUUUAGUGAAUCGCAGUUCCCCGACGAACGCGGACUCCGUCUCGUUGUCACCAGCAGCAACAACAUCAAGACAACCCUUUUGGAAACGUUGGAGACUCCCCUUGGUCCAAACGCGUCCACCCGUUAGCUGUGCUGCCGCAGCAAUGUCGACAGAAACUCCGUGGGAAGACGGUGGGGAUCGAGACCGACGACGACACCCAACCGACGCUUCGUCCACCGCGUGUGCCGAACAACCGACCCACGGCGUCGCCACCACCCCGGGUUCUCCUUUGGUGCAUUGGUCCACGCGCCGUGACCCCACCCGACCUUCUCCGACUCAUGCCAUCAAGGAUCCGGUUCCCACCAACAACAAUGACACAACCAACAACGACAUCAAAAACUCGACUAUUACAACUACUACCGCCGCCGCCGUACUCGUCGAAACACUCCCCUCUACCGUCGACGACACGCAGGACCAAAACAUCACAAAGCCCACCAAAAUACAAAUUCACACCUACCUGGACCCCCGCUCACAACACGUUUGGAAGGCUCUCAACACGGCCCCCGAAAAGUUUUUCGCCUUUUUGAAAUACUCGGGUCUGAGCCUGAAGCGUAAUGAGAUCCGAACGGAACAGCUGGCCGUAGACGGACCGGCGGUCAACGCGACCGCGCAAACCACAAUCCGCGACGAAUGGCGUCAGCUUUGGAAGGAGGGUCGGCUGUUGACGGACCGUACCGAACUUCUCGCCGUAUACCCCAGCGAUCAGGACGCGGCCACCGCCACUCCUACAUCCGUAGCCCCUAAUCGCGGCGGCUUUACGGAUUUGCUCUCACUCUAUACCGAGCGAGUCGCGGCUAUUCUAACAGACGAGAGGACAGACGCAGCGCGCGACGGCGGCUUUCUGGUCGCUUGGCUGGAACAACAUUACGGCGUAGACCGCAUUGCUCAACUCCAGGCAGGUGCUUUACAAACGCGGUCGCACGAGCAGCAGUUGAAACUUUGGAAGGCAUUUUUGGAAUGGUUCCGCUCCUAUUUUCCCUAUUUUUAUGAUCGAUGCGAGUCUUGUCAGGCAUCCAUGAAGGAAGACACUGAUCGGAACGCCAGUUCAGAACCGGAUAGCAAUGCGGAUUCUGACGAGCCAGAUCACCAGACGUUUGUAGGGUACGUCUAUCCACGAAUCGACGAAUUAGUCGGCAAAGCCUCACGUACAGAAUUGUACCAGUGUCACAAAUGCGGACAUUUUACACGCUUUCCGCGUUUCAACGCAGCCUCGCACGUAAUGGAUCAUCGUCGCGGUCGCUGUGGAGAGUAUAGUAUGUUGCUGUUUCGUAUCUUGCGAGCUCUGGGACACGACGCACGGUGGGUCAUUGACUGGGCGGAUCAUGUGUGGGCCGAAGUUCUGCUGCCACCCGAAACGACCACGCACCACGAGGCGGAGCAGACACCGGGUACCCCACGAUGGGUCCACAUGGAUCCGUGUGAAGCCGCGGUGGAUCAUAAUUUGCUCUACCAGGAGUGGGGAAAGAAGCAAACAUACAUUUUGGGCUUUUAUGCUCCUCGCGAUGGGACCCCGUCGACUCCACUGACGCAAGAAGCGAAGCCCGUUGCGGAUGAUUCUACUACACGUCUCUUGCCAAUGAUCGAAGACCUCACGCACACGUAUACAUCGGAUUCGUGGAUCGACAUUUGUCAAAGGCGCGACGAGUCGGAGGAGCAAGUCAAGACUUCAAUUAGCAUCGCUGUGAUGGAUUUGCACGACCGACUGACUCGAUCUGAAGAGAGCGACCCACAUUUAACCACGCAACAGAGAUAGUCCAAUCCGCACCCCAUAGAGAUGAAUGAACA